AUGGCUACAGAUGACGACGCCGAAAUAGCUCGGCUGCUGGCCGUUGAAAACCCGGAGCAGUAUUACGAAUAUGAUUUUGGAAACGAGGAAGAUGACCCUGACGACGGGGAUGAUCCUGACUAUGGGGCGGGCAAGAAGGGCGGCAGGAAGGGAAAGAAGAAGAAGGCCGCCGAGGCAGGUGGAUUGGCCUCUGCAGCGACGGGCUUUGACCCCGCGACCACCGCGGCGGCAGCUGCAUAUGCCUUGCCUGCAGUCACAGCAACGGGACCUGCCGCUGCCGGUGCCGCGCCCGCCACGGCGGAAGCGCAGCAUGGCAUGAUGGUGAACGGCGUGACUGCAAUGCCGGGGGCGGCACUGCCCGGCGUGAUGCCGGGGGCGUCGAUGCAGAUCAUGCUGCAGCAGCAGGCGUUGGCAGCAGCACUGGCUGCAGGCGGCGGGGCGGGCAUGACGGGCCUGCAGAUUGCACUGCCCCCGGGGGUCAGCCUGGAGCAGGCGUCGAUGAUGGGCCUGCCUAUCAUGGCCCUACCAGUGCAACUGCCGCAAGCCGGCGGCGGCAUCGCAGACGCGCCUGGCUCGACAGCCACCGCCGCCACGCUGCCCAUGGCGCCAGGGUCCACCGCCGCGGUACUUCCGAGGGUGGGAGGAGUGGGCGGCAUGCCAGCAGCAGCUGCGGCGGUGGCCAAGCCUGCAGCAGGGGCAGGUGCUGGCGGGGGCAAGUCGUCUGACGGCGACGAGUUCACUGCCACGGGGCGGCGCAAGCGCAAGGACACAGGCAAGCAGCGGCAGCAGUCGCGCAGCUGGACGGACGAGGAGGAGCGGUUGUUCCUGGAGGCGCUGCAGCUGUAUGGCAGGGACUGGAAGCGCUGUGCGGAGCAUGUGGGCACCCGCGACCACCGCGCCUUCACCAGCCAUGCACAGAAGCACUUCAUCAAGCUGCUGCUGCGGGGCGAGGAGGUCCCCCCAAAGGUGGCGGAGACGGGCCGCGGCUACACGCUGUCGGGCAAGUCUCUAGACCCAAACUCUGCGGCUGCGCGCGCCUAUGGGCUCAAGCCCGACCUCUUUACACGCAUUGCGGGCACCGGAAAGUUGGUUGUGGGGGUGCACGUGACAACGCUGGACAUGAGCGAUGGGCCGCCGCCGCAGAUCCAGCGUUCACGCGGCGGCAAGAGCCCCCUGGGCGGCGGUGGUGGCGGCGGCGGCAAGCGGCAGCGGCGCGGCAAGAGCAGCGGCGAACGGUUUGGGAGCGAGUACGAGACUGAGGAAGAGGAUGAGGAUGCGUUCCUGGCCUCGGCCAUCCAGGGAGAGGUGGCGGAAGCGGCUGAACCAACAGAGUAUGUCCGCAAUCGGCCGCGGCGGCAGGUUGGGCGGCGCAUGCAGCUGGGUGAGACCACAGAGUCCACGGACCUCACUCAUCUGGACAGCUUUGUGGGGCCGCCCGGCACCGGGGCGCCCAUGGCCCAGCCCUUCCAGGUGACCAUCGACAGGCAGGCGGUGCUGGUCAUGGACUUCCACGCACACCUCAGCCGGUGUGAGAUUAUUGGGCUGCUGGGCGGCGCCUUUGAUGCUGAGCGGCGUAUGCUGGAGAUCCGGGAGGCCUACCCCUGCCGCCGUGCAGAGGGGCAGGCAUCUGGCACGUCGGUGGAGCUGUGUGCUGAGAGCCAGGUGGAGGUCAGCGGGCUUAUGGAGGAGCGAGGGCAGGUGCCGGUGGGCUGGUACCACUCGCACCCUGUGUUUGAGCCACGCCCCUCGCAAAAAGACAACGAGAACCAGCGCAACUACCAGGCGCUGUGCCGCGAUGCUGCCACCGGGCUGGAGCCCUGGGUGGGCGCAAUUGUGGGGCCGUACGACCAGGGGCUGGAGAGCGCGAGCUCCCAGAUGCAGCUGUGGGUGGUGAAGAUGCACAACGGCGAGCUGCGCCCCUUCAGCAUCCGUGCACUCACCACUGGCGGGGAUACAAUGCCCACGCAACACACCGAGCAAGCAGUCGCCAUGGCAUUGGACCAGCUAGACGGCGACGUGGGGCGGGUGGAUUUGUCGGAGCAAUGGCGCCCCUACUCUCGCCUGAGCAUGCAGCAGCCCGAGGGCCCACCGCUCACCAAGAUUCAAAAGUUGCGGGAGUCGCUGGCAGCGCACCUGCCGGCGGCGGAGCACCCGGCUGAGCAGCAGGCAGCUGCUAUGCCAAAGCUUGACGACCCCGAGGGCUAUGACCUGCCAUCCCGCCAGCAGUUUUCGAUGGCAGUGCCAGGCAUGCUCAAACAAGAGUGA
Molecule: messenger RNA, 2265 nt
Organism: Chlorella variabilis
Lineage: Eukaryota; Viridiplantae; Chlorophyta; Trebouxiophyceae; Chlorellales; Chlorellaceae
Product: expressed protein
Exons: 19
Coding region: 1-2265 (754 amino acids)
Biological process (GO): double-strand break repair
Cellular component (GO): BRISC complex; BRCA1-A complex
Molecular function (GO): DNA binding; polyubiquitin modification-dependent protein binding; metallopeptidase activity
Source: RefSeq, a predicted model, not a curated record